UCAGCCCCUGUGAGGACGCCCGUGCGACCCGAGUGCAGUAUUUCUGCAGGACAUUCCUUUCUGCAGUCAAUCAACAUGGAUGUGAUUGCAGAUAUCGCCAUAGUUUUGGGAAAAUUUCUAUAUUACUUUUUGGAAUCUUUGGUUUACAAGAUAAUUCCCAAGACGAAAAAGAAUGUUGCUGGAGAGAUUGUACUUAUAACGGGAGCUGGAAGUGGACUUGGGAGGCAAUUGGCCAUACAUUUUGCCAGACUUGGAGCCAUUUUAGUUCUAUGGGAUAUUAAUCAAGAAGGCAAUACGGAAACGUGUAGACUGGCCAAAGAAAACGGUGGUGAGAAAGUGUUUCCCUAUACGUGUGACUGUAGCAACAGACAAGAGGUCUACAGAGUUGCUGAUCAGGUCAGGAAAGAAGCUGGUGAUGUGACUAUCCUCAUUAACAACGCUGGUAUAGUCACAGGAAAGUUCUUCCUCGAUAUUCCAGAUCACAUGGUGGAAAAAUCCUUUCUUGUAAACGUCAUCUCUCAUUUCUGGACUUGUAAGGCCUUCCUUCCUGCCAUGAUUAAAGCUAACCAUGGUCACCUGGUUUGUAUUUCAAGUGUAGCAGGAGUAUUUGGUAUUAAUGGACUAUCAGAUUAUUCUGCAAGUAAAUUUGCAGCCUUUGGCUUUGCUGAAUCUCUCUUUUUGGAAUUAACUAUGGUAAAGAAAACUGAAGUUAAAACCACCAUCGUGUGCCCACACUUCAUCAACACUGGAAUGUUUGAAGGCUGUACAAGCAAGUAUCCGUUUCUGUUACCAAUACUGGAGCAGGAGUAUGUGGCCAAAAAAAUUGUAAAUGCUAUUUUAGAGGAACAAGUUUAUUUAAUGAUGCCCAAAUUUGUAUAUAUCAUAUUGAUUCUUAAACAAAUAAUAUCUACAAAAAUGUUGAUGGCCCUUGGUGAGUACCUUGGAGUGGACACUGCCAUGGUUUCUUUCAAAGGGAGAAAGAAAGCAAAUGAACUUCAGACUGAAACUGAAGGGAAACACCAAUAGCUCAAGCCUCAAACAUGGGAAUCAAAGUGUUACAAGGAUAAACUAUUUGCAAUUCCUCCUAAUGCUUAAAGGACUGCAGUCUACCAAGGAUUACUGAAGCUUUCAAAAGUGUCAGUUGUGUUUUCUGGACAUAGUUUACACACCAAUUAUUUUUCUAAGCAUUCAAGUUAUCUGUCCAGUUUUCCUUAUCGUUUUUUAGCUUUAUAAAUGAGGACAUUACAGUCUUUUCAAUGGACUUUGAACAUAAUAUGUUUAUAAAACCAUAUUAAUGCAAGUUGACCCUAAUUUAAUUUUAAAAUAGAUCAUAUAUAAUACCUUUGGAAGAGAGAUAAUUAUAAAUAAUGACCUUAUAAGUCAGUUUUUUUAUUUUGACAAUUUUUCAACAUCAGCUUUAAAGAUACAUAUCAGUUUCAUAAUUAAGGAAAAUAAUGUUUGCCUCACAAAGUAAAGGCAUAUUUGUGUUGCCUUUUCAUUCCUAGUAGAUGUUCAUCUCAAGGCUCUUAGUGGGAUUGAACCUGAAUAUUUGAUAAAAUACAUUUGUAACUUAUCAUUUUUGUUUGCAUCUGAAUAUAUCAAACUCUUAGCUCUUUUACUCCACUAAAAAAAGUACACAUUAGAAUUAUAUACACUAUUGGUUUGAAAAUGAAACAUUUUCAUACUUAAUUCAACAAAAUGCUAUAUUAACUGAUGUAGUUGAAUACAUGACAUAGUAUCCUCAUGAGAAAUGGGCACAGCAUGUGCCAGCUAUGUGGCCAACAUUCCUAACAAUCUCACCUCUGGGCUUGGAAUAGUUCUUGAGCUGUAAUCACUAUACAAUAGUGUAGCUUUAUCUCCAUUGGGCUCCAGACCUACUGAGCAAUGGUAACACCAAAAACUGAAAAUUUCAAGUAAAUUAAAGUAUAUAUUCAGUUGACCAAAAAGUGAGCACUCAUUUUAUCAGAUCUAUCCUAGUAUUUGGGACAUAAUAUGUCUAUGUUCAUGCAAAUAAAAAGUAUAAUUUAACUUGAGAUGAAAAAAAGUGAGAAAAAAAUUUAAUACAGAAAUAAAAUAAAACAUUCCAAACAAGCAAUUUGUAAGAAAAUGAAACUUAUCUUUUAACAGGUUUGUGAGUAAAGCCCUUCUAAAAUUUUGAUAUCUCUCUGCCUUCUUAAAUGGAGUAUUCAAAGCACAGUUUAACUUUUCUUUAAUGCUGCAGGAGCAUUAACAUAUUUUUACCUAGCUCAAUUGACAACCAGCAGUGGUUUUUGAAGGGCCAUUUAUUUCUAAAUAAACUGAUCCACAACCCCUCACUCAGGUGUAGGAAGACUUGACAUAUCAGCUUUUGCUUCACUCAGCCAAGAAUGUAUCCUGCUACUUGCAAAGCUGAAUCUAUGAGAUGUACUUCUAUCAGCAUGCCUAAUAUGUCUAUGUAUUUAUGUGUUGUGUACACAAUGUUUCAGUACCACUUUAAAAAGCUCUAAUUAAUUGGCUUAAGAAAAUAAAAGCACUUUAAUCAAAUACUUUAUGUUGGAAAAAGAAAAGACUGGUCAAAUGCUUUUUCAAGUUUAUGCAACUUAACUGAAAUCUUUAAUAA
Messenger RNA from Rhinopithecus roxellana (golden snub-nosed monkey), 2599 nucleotides. RefSeq names its product short-chain dehydrogenase/reductase family 16C member 6. Gene Ontology annotation, molecular function: oxidoreductase activity, acting on the CH-OH group of donors, NAD or NADP as acceptor. The coding region runs from base 76 to 1026 and encodes 316 amino acids. The transcript has 7 exons. Gene Ontology annotation, cellular component: lipid droplet. Lineage: Eukaryota; Metazoa; Chordata; Mammalia; Primates; Cercopithecidae. The record is from RefSeq and is a predicted model, not a curated record.